AUGAGUUCUCCAAGUCAAUCUCUAAAGUUUUGUGUCUCUAUACCAUUUGUUCAGAAGCUGAUUGCCGAGGUAUUGGGCACAUAUUUUGUUAUAUUUGCUGGUUGUGCUUCUGUGGCUGUGAAUUUGGACUUUGAUAAAGUGGUAACUUUUCCUGGGAUUUGCAUUACUUGGGGAUUGGUUGUGAUGGUCAUGAUCUACUCUGUCGGCCACAUCUCCGGAGCGCAUUUUAAUCCCGCGGUUACCAUUGCUUUUGCUAUUACUAAGAGAUUCCCAUACAAACAGAUACCAGCUUACAUUGUCGCUCAAGUCCUUGGAUCUAUGCUAGCUAGUGGUACACUCAGACUAUUAUUUGAUGGCACACGAUAUCGGUACUUUAUAGGAACAGUUCCUGCUAAUUCUUAGAUGCAAUCAUUUGUGAUUGAAUUUAUAAUCACAUUUUAUCUGAUGUUUGUUGUGUCGGGGGUUGCAACUGAUACAAGAGCGGUUGGAGAGCUAGCUGGGCUUGCUGUUGGCGCUACAGUUCUUCUUAAUGUGUUGUUUGCAGGGCCAAUUUCAGGUGCGUCAAUGAACCCAGCAAGAAGCUUAGGUCCUGCAAUAGUUUUCAACCAGUAUAAAGGAAUAUGGAUUUACCUGGUGGCACCAACUCUUGGGGCAACAGCUGGCGCAUGGGUCUACAACUUAAUCAGGUUCACUGACAAGCCACUGCGUGAGAUCACUAAGAGUGGCUCUUUCCUAAAGAGCCUACGAUGUAACCGCUCCAACUGA
Morus notabilis is the source of this 765-nucleotide messenger RNA. RefSeq names its product aquaporin NIP1-2. The record is from RefSeq and is a predicted model, not a curated record. NCBI's taxonomy places the organism in Eukaryota, Viridiplantae, Streptophyta, Magnoliopsida, Rosales, Moraceae. Gene Ontology annotation, cellular component: membrane. Gene Ontology annotation, biological process: transmembrane transport. Gene Ontology annotation, molecular function: channel activity. The transcript is spliced from 5 exons.